GACUCUGCAAAAACAGCUCUUAGUUAUGAAUUAUCACGUUUUCCCCUGAGCCUCUUCGACGAGAAAGGUUGGAUGCGACAAGGGAAAAAGUCGGAACUGUAUAACGUGUUUAAUCCAGCUAUCCAGAAUUCAUCAUUAUUGAGCGACUGUCAAUUUGUCAUAGAUGGAGCAUGGCUUUUGCGUCAGGUGUGCUGGCCCCACGGUAGAACUUUUUUGGAUAUUUUUCAGAUUUACGAAAACUACAUUCAAAGAAAUUUCAGAGAUGCGCAGGUAGUGUUUGAUGGAUACAAAAACGACGUCAUUGGAGUGAAAACAUAUGAGAGGUUACGCAGGAAAGAGACAUCUUUCGCGGUCGACGUCGAUAUCGGUCCUGACAAGAUGAUUACCGUGACAAAAGAUAAAUUCCUUUCUAAUGUUGUAAAUAAAUACAAAUUGGUCAGAUUACUCUCUGAACAUUUGAAUCGAAAGGGGAUUGUGACAACAGUUGCUGCAGAAGAUGCCGAUGCUUUAAUCAUCCGCACAGCCAUUGAAAUGAACGAUCGGAGACUACUGGAAGAUAGACCCGUCGUGGUUGUUGGAAAUAAUGUUGACUUAUUGGUGUUGCUUGUAGGACUUACUCCUGAUGGAGACAAUAUCCAUUUUUAUAAAAUUGUUUCUAUCGGUAAAAAAGAUCGAAAACUUUACUCUACAAGAGACAACAAAUGUUUUAAAUCUUUCAUUUUAUUCGCUCAUGCGUUCUCUGGGUGCGAUUCAACGAGUGCCGUAUUCAAUAAAGGCAAGAAGAUAAUUAUUUCCCUGUUAUCAGAGAACAAAGAUCUAUGCGAUGCUGUAUCCAUUUUUUAUGAAGGAGGCAGUAGUGCCGCACAGCUUUACACGGUUGCGGAAAAAAUGAUUAAACAUUGGUAUGUUAAUAAUGAACAGAGAAAUCUACCCAUUAAUGAGCUGCGAUUCGAGCUGUUUCGCACUUUCGUACCUGGAGCCAAAAGAGAUGGACUUCAAUCGUUACCACCUACUGAAGCUGCUCUGCUAGAGCACACAAAAAGGGUCUAUUUUCAAGUCCAGCAGUGGCUCAAUUACAAACUUGAUCCUCAAGACUGGGGGUGGGAAAGAUCAAUGAAUGAUGCAGUUAUAUUGAUUCCAACAAAAUCCAGUCUUAAGGCUGCUCCAGAUGAUCUUUUGGGAAAGAUCGGUUGCAAGUGCGUCAAAUCAAACUGCGCUAAAGGAAGAUGUGUGUGCAAGCACGCCGGACUUUCUUGCACUAAAUUUUGCAAACAUUGCUCUGGUUCCGAGGAUUGCAUUAAUUUUGAAACCCGGGAGGAUUAUCCACAGGAAGACAUAGAUGAAAAUCUUGAAUCUGAUAAUGAAAAGUAUGGAGGAGAAGGAGAAAGACAAGAAGAAUUGGAAGAAGUCGAAGUAGUUGAAGAAGAAAUCACAAGAGAUGAAGAUUUUUUUGAAGUCGAUUUCGAUUAUUAUUGAUUUCUCCAUUUCAAAAGUGUUUU
Molecule: messenger RNA, 1499 nt
Organism: Fopius arisanus
Lineage: Eukaryota; Metazoa; Arthropoda; Insecta; Hymenoptera; Braconidae
Exons: 2
Coding region: 73-1476 (467 amino acids)
Source: RefSeq, a predicted model, not a curated record